UUAAGGGAGGGGGGGACUUACAAAAACCUGAGAUGUGUAGCGCACACUUUUGCGUGUAACGGCUGUACCUCGCAUGACUGGUUAGGCGAACGACAGUCCUUUCAUGUAUUUACACAGAGGCCUGCAAUGGGAUUUAUAAUACCAGAACAGAUUACAGUGUAAAGAAACGAACCGGGGAGUCUGGCCGAAGUCCAGCAGGACCUGUAGGGACUUGCAGCAAAUUACCUUCAGCAAACUCGUUAAAGCGCGAUUCAGCAGAAGAAAAUCACGGUGCAAUUAUACCAGGCCGGGUCAGCUUGCUGUCAGCAGGAGUUUAUUAACUGCAAUCGCUGGCUAACGAAGACUACUUUUUUUUCCCACAGAAUAUUUCUACAUGCCUGCUGCUGUCAGCGCACUUGUGUGUCUGUUUGUCAGAGCAGCGAGUGCAGGGUUAACCCAGUCCUGCACAUUCCCCAGUCUCUGUGACUGUGACGCGCCAGAACUCCCACCGUCACACCGCACUCAGGUGAUUCGGAUAAAGGGGCUUAAUCCCAAACACUGCGCACCGCUAAACAUUGCUCUGAAAAGAGUUCUCUCCCGCACCGGGCUCUCUAAAACAACUCUGUUACCCAGAAGCAUUGCUUCAGACACCAAGACCUGUCUUUAGACUAUUAAAAGCGUCUGCUAAAGGACUAAUAGUGAUAGCAUACAGUGGGACUCGUUAGAAAAGGGGAUUCAAAAAGUUCAAAGAAGCGGGACCUGAUUGAAACUUUUCCAAGGUUUUUUUUUUUCUUUUUUUUAAAUAAAUAAACAACACCCCUUGGAUUGCAAGGAUCACCGGAGCACUUUUUGGGGGACCAGCCUUGAGGUUGCUGGAGCAGGGUGUUCUCUCUCUGGUAUGCCCAGGUUUGCAGCCCCCUGCCCGGGCCAGCGCUGCAGUAAGACUCAAGUGAAGCGCUGCUCACCCCUGCUUCACGAUGACAGACUUCUUUGAGAUUAAUGUUGACCGCCUGGACCGCUCUAAAGUGAGGACAAUGCAGACCACGAUCUGGAGAGCCAGGACAGAAUUCUGUAACCCUGCUUUCGAACCAGAGAGAGAAAACGAAGGGACCAACGAGACAGCCGAAGAGCAGAAAUUCAAGACGAUCGCACUGCCGCAGAGCGAAGCCGAUCCCGCUGUUCGGUGCCUGUCCCGUGGGCAGUGCUGGGGUCGGUCGCGGGGGCUGGUUUUCACUGUGUCUGUGCUGACCCUCACUCUGGCUGUGGGGCUCGCCCUCAUCGUCAUCUUCAUCCAGUUGAAGUACAAGCAGCCCCUGGUUGGUGACACCCAGACCCCCCCUGAGAAGGAGGACAGCGGAUUGCCUCUUGGAACCCCAGGGGGGGCUGUAAUCGACAGGUGGGGUAUGACAGCCCCAGCCAGCAGCACUGACCUGGAGGAACCACCAGGGGGCUCCGCCUCAUCGCCUUUGUGUGGGGGGGUCCUGCAAGACGAGGAAGGCUCCUUCAGCUCCCCGAAUCACCCUGCUAACUACCCCCCUGACGCCUGGUGCGUGUGGCUGAUCCAAGUGCGCCCCGAAGCUGUCCUCCAGCUGCAGGUCACCUCGUUCUCCCUGGAGGGGCAGGCACCCUGCGCCUUCGACUGGCUGGAGCUGCGUGAGGAGGGAGGAGAGAACAGCAAGGAAAGCUUCCUCGGCAGAUUUUGUGGCAAUGUGGCGCCCCCUACCUUCAACUCCAACACCAGCCGGAUGUGGGUGACCUUCAAAUCGGACCGCAGCGUGGCGAGCAGCGGCUUCACCGCGUAUUACCACGCCAUCGCGGCCAACCACAAGAGCUGUGGCCAGGAGGAGCAUUUCUGUGAUAGUGGGCGCUGCUUGCUCACUGGUCUUCUGUGCGACGGCUUCCCUGACUGCCUAGACAAGAGCGACGAGUCAGACUGCAGCCGCAGGCACAAAGAGUGCGGGGGUUCCUUGACAGAAGAUGAGGGGACUCUGCUCAGCCCCAACCACCCCAAACCCUACCCUCACCAGCAGCUAUGUCUCUGGCAGAUCUCUGUGUCUCAAGGUCAUGUGGUCGAGCUGACCUUCCACAACUUCAGCUUGGAGACGCAGGAUAUUUGUGAGUACGACUUUGUGGAGGUCCACGACAGCGCUGGGACUAGCAAUCCCAGUGUGAUGGGCAGGUACUGUGGAGCCCAGAUCCCUCCUGCCCUCAUCUCCUCUCGUCACGUGAUGACCGUGCUGUUUGUCGCAGACGAAGGCGUGUCGGAUAGUGGGUUCUACGCCACAUAUAAAGCCAUCAACACCACUGAAAGGACAUGCAGCCCAGCCGAGUUCUCGUGUCUGAGCGGGGAGUGCCUGGAGCCGGAGUGGGUGUGUGACGGCUGGAACGACUGCUCGGACAGCAGCGACGAGAUCGGCUGUGAGAACGCCACCUUCCCCCCCUUCAGUACGGGAGGGUUCUCCUGUGAGCCGAUCGUGGUGGAGAUGUGCCUGGGACUGAGCUACAACCAGACCUCCUUCCCCAACAUCUGGCUGAACAUUCCUAACCAGAGCGGAGCCGGCUCCAUCCUCCAGCACUACCAGGUGCUGAUGGAGCUGCCGUGCUACCGCUACCUGCACUUGCUCACCUGCAGCAUCUUCGUGCCCAAGUGCACAGGCGACGGGGGCGUGCUGCAGCCCUGCCGCUCGGUGUGCCAGUCUGCGGAGCGGCAGUGCAGGCCCUCCCUGGAAGAGCUGCACGUGGCCUGGCCUUUCAACUGCAACCUGCUCCCUGACUCCCAGGACCCCAUCGAGUGCGUCCAACCCUAGAGGCUGCAGUGACAUCAGCAGCAGCAGCAGCGCUGUAGCGUGUGCAGGAACCGAUGGGAAUGUAUGUAAGACAACCUGUUAUACUCUACGUACACUUGGGGAUAGAUUCUCAAACCUGUUUACUCAAAAUCAUCAUUGGCACUAUUUAUAUCUGAAAGGAAAGAGGACAAACGCCUGUACGAUUCUAAAAUGAAUAAAAAAACACCUUUAGACUGCUUACAAGUUCAUCAGGUCAGAUUCUUCGUCGUUUAUACCUGGUUUGAUAACUUUGUUGGGUGUGUUUCUCCUUUCUGAAGAACAAAGUGCUCAUGACGAAUUGGAAUGAAUCCCUUUGCGAAUGUAAUUUUAUAAACAUGCCGGUAAUAAAUAACUAAUAAAAUGAAA
Molecule: messenger RNA, 3170 nt
Organism: Polyodon spathula (Mississippi paddlefish)
Lineage: Eukaryota; Metazoa; Chordata; Actinopteri; Acipenseriformes; Polyodontidae
Product: membrane frizzled-related protein
Exons: 13
Coding region: 957-2786 (609 amino acids)
Molecular function (GO): protein binding
Source: RefSeq, a predicted model, not a curated record